Molecule: messenger RNA, 919 nt
Organism: Symsagittifera roscoffensis
Lineage: Eukaryota; Metazoa; Xenacoelomorpha; Acoela; Convolutidae
Product: dynein regulatory complex protein 11-like
Exons: 1
Coding region: 39-863 (274 amino acids)
Molecular function (GO): ATP hydrolysis activity; ATP binding
Source: RefSeq, a predicted model, not a curated record
AAACUAGUUUCUAUGUUGGUCAACAUUAGGUUCACGAGAUGGCGGCACACGUGAAAUCUGUCCUAAUUAUGGGGCCCGAGGGUGUCGGAAAACGAUUACUCGUGAACGCCAUCUGUACCGAAACAGGCGCAAACUUGUUCGACCUCAGCGCCGAAACGAUUGCCGGUAAGUACCCGGGAAAGUCUGGACUGACAAUGCUCAUUCACAUGGUAAUGAAAGUGGGAAAAGCGCUUCAGCCAUCAGUUAUUUUUAUAAACGAUGCCGAGAACACAUUUCUAAAGAAGGUUCCAAAAAAAGACGAGCUAGACCCGAAGCGACUCAAAAAAGACCUCCCGAAAACACUCAAGGGUUGGAAACCCGAAGACAGGCUGUUGUUAGUGGGAACCACAAACAAACCACAAGACUCCGACCACAAAGGUCUGUGUGGUUUAUACCAGAAGAUAAUUCUGGUUGCAAGACCAGAUUACGGAUCCAGACAGAUCCUGUUUCGUGUUCUGAUCGACAAAUACGGAGGAACAAUAACAAACGCUUUGAAUAUCAGCGACCUCGCCAGAAUAUCCGAUGGCUUCACUGGCGGUUUAAUUGAAGCCGCGAUCAAGUCAGUUCUAACCGACCGUAGAUUGAGUCAAAUGUCUAAGAAACCGAUCACAGCUAGUGAAUUUUUGAAUCCGCUUUCAGUUCGAUCACAAGUUUUCGAGAGUGAUGAAAAAGAGUUUGCAGAGUUCUUCAGCAAGAAGACACCCUUGGGUAAAAAGAGGGCAAAGGCGAUGAAAGGAGACGACGAGGACGACGGAGGAAAAGGUGGGAAAGGAAAGAAAGGAAAGAAAAGCGGAAAAAAAGGAAAGAAAGGCAAGAAGAAGUGAAAACUAAACUGUAACGAUCAAUAAAGUUUUUUAUCAUAAUUAAUCUUUCAAUCUUC